Maylandia zebra (zebra mbuna) is the source of this 857-nucleotide messenger RNA. Its product is annotated as sclerostin domain-containing protein 1. Gene Ontology annotation, molecular function: BMP binding. Lineage: Eukaryota; Metazoa; Chordata; Actinopteri; Cichliformes; Cichlidae. The record is from RefSeq and is a predicted model, not a curated record. Gene Ontology annotation, biological process: negative regulation of BMP signaling pathway; negative regulation of Wnt signaling pathway.
GUCAUGCUUCGUUCUGUCAGCGCGCUCCGGCUCCUUGCGCUCCUGUUGCUGCUGAGCAUGAGUUCAGCUGUUGAAAAUAACGCCACAGAGUCCGUAAGUCCUCAGCUGGUCCCUGAAACUCAGGACCCGCCGACCGAUGAAGACACAAACCAGGCGAGGAAUAGAGGGAGACGGCCUUCUGACUCUCUGCGUGAUGGGCCAGACCAGAGCCAGGUGGGCUGCAGGGAGUUGAGGUCCACGAAGUACAUCUCUGAUGGCCAGUGCACCAGUGUCAACCCUAUCAAGGAGCUGGUGUGUGCUGGGGAGUGUCUGCCAGCUCAGCUGCUGCCCAACUGGAUUGGUAGAACUCACACUGGGAGGUACUGGAGCCGCCGCGAUGCUCAGGAGUGGCGCUGUGUUAUCGAUCGAACCAGGACCCAGCGGAUCCAGCUGCAGUGCCACGAUGGGAGCACGAGGACCUACAAGAUAACUGUGGUGACCUCCUGCAAAUGCAAGCGCUACACCAGACAGCAGAACGAUUCACGACACAAGGACACAUCUGGAAAUACUGGUAAACAGAGGAAGAAUCAGGGGAGGCCUGGACUGCUGGAGAUGAAUGCUGGGAGCGAGUCUGCUAACUGAAACCUGAUUUCACAGCUACAAAGAAAGAACCUUCAUAUUGUCACUAUAAAUGUUUUUGUAUGAACUAUAAGUGUGCAGAAUAGAUAUAAACAAAGGUGAAUAGUAUAGUGUUAUCUCCAUAUUUAGUUUAAUACAGUGAUUAGUCUGUAGACCAAAAUAUAGCUCAUUUGUUCCCAUGAAAUAUGUUUGUCAUCUGCAACAAAGAACUCGGCUGCAACUAUUCAGAAAGCAGUCUA